UUAUUAUGGGAGGGCAUUACUCCCAACAACUAGCUUUUAUGGGCUUAUCUUUUUUGGACUAUAAUGACUUUUCGAACCCCCUUCCUCCCCUCAGGACUUUUUAAUGACUGGCUCGGUUGAAUUUUCAUCCCCCAAUCAAGAUUCUUGUCGAAUUUUCAUAAUCAAAUGCUUUCCAAUCUUUACGUUUUUCGGAAAUUCUCAUCUUCUUAUUUAUCAUCCCUCAAUUCCAAAAUCAGGUCUUCCGUCCAGCAAGGCUGUUAUCGAGAGGUUCUGCGGUUACACUCCACCCUCAUCCGUUCCUCCCUCAAACCCGACAGAUUCAUCUUCCCUUCCCUUCUCAAAGCCUGUGCAGGCCUUCUCGAUCUCACCUAUGGAAGGAAGACCCACGCGGCGAUCGUCGAGAUGGGUCUUCAAUCCGAUCCUUACAUCGCCAGCGCGCUGAUCAAAAUGUAUGUGAAAUGCGGCUCGUUGAGCGAGGCCUUCCAUGUGUUUGAUAAAACUUCUGAAAGAGACGUAACCGUAUGGAAUUCGAUGAUUGAUGGGUGCUUUUGGUGUGGUUGUGAAGAUGAGGGCCUCUUUUUGUUCCGUCAGAUGCAGUUGUUGAGUAUCAGACCUGACGGGUACUCUCUCAGUAUCGUUCUUGGAACUUGUAGAAGUCGUUGUUCGGGCAUCGAGCAUGGAAAGCAGAUCCAUGCUUAUGUAAUUAGAAACGUGCUUGAUCGUGAUCCUUUUCUGGGGACUUCGUUAAUUGACAUGUACUCGAAAUGCGAGCGCCCGUUCGAUGCAUUACGAGUGUUUGAUAGAUUGAUCGUCAAGAAUGCUUCUACUUGGAAUGCAGUGAUUGGGGGGUUCUGUCUGAAUGGGUGGUUGGAGAAGAGUUUGGAGCUAUUUGUGUUAAUGAAGAAUGAGCGCUAUGAGCUCGGGUUUGUGACAUUUUCAAGUGUUUUAACAGCUUGCUCUCACGGAGAAGCUGUGAUUUUUGGUAAGGGUGUUCAUGGUGAUAUAAUCAAGGCAGGUUUUGAGUAUCAUCCUUUUGUCUGCACUUCCAUCUUGACUAUGUAUGCAAAGUGUGGGUUAAUUGAAGAUGCAUACAAGGUGUUUGAUAAAGUUCAAGUUAGAGAAAUUGAGUUAUGGAACGCGAUGAUCUCAGCUUACGUCGGCACUGGCAAUAUUGAUGAAGCUUUGGAUAUUUAUAUUCAGAUGAGAUUAAGUGGAUUAAGAUCUGAUUCUUUCACAAUUUCAAAUGUUUUAUCAGCUUGUAGCAUGAAUGGGUUAUUCAAUCUCGGGAGUAGAAUUCAUGGGGAAUUGAUAAAAAGACCAGUGCAGAGUAACAUGACUGUGCAGAGUGCAGUGUUGACGAUGUAUGCUAGAUGUGGAAACCUCGAUGCAGCUAAGUCAGUUUUUGAUACAAUUCAGGGAAGAGAUGUCAUAGCUUGGGGUUCCAUGAUUGUGGGCGCUUGCCAAAAUAGGAAAUUUGAGGAGGCUUUGGAUUUGUUCAAAGCAAUGGAGGUUGAACGAUUGGAGCCAGAUUCCACCAUUAUGGUGAGUAUAAUCAAUGCCUACACGGGUCUGGAAAGUGCAAAGUUGGGGUUUCAGAUCCAUGGGCACGUUAUUAAGAGUGGAAACGGAAUGGAUGUUUAUAUCAAUUGUGCUCUGAUAGAUAUGUAUGCGAAAUUUGGGUUACCAGAGUUGGCUGGAAUUGUGUUUUCCAGCAUGACGUGUAAGAAUCUUGUGGCUUGGAAUUCAAUUAUCUCUUGCUAUGCACGGAAUAGCUGUCCGGACUUGGCCGUCAAUCUUUUUUUGGAAAUUUCACAUCACGGUUUGAUUCCUGACUCGAUUUCUGUAACCAGUGUUCUUGUUGCGGUCUCUUCAUUAGCAGCAUUGCUAAUGGGAAAGACCAUACAUGGCUUCCACAUAAGGCAUGAGAUUCAAUCAGACCUUCAUGUUGACAAUGCACUCGUCGACAUGUACACCAAGUGCGGAUGCUUACAAUACGCACGCAGCUUGUUCGACAUUAUGCCACACAAAAACAUUGUAACAUGGAAUUCAAUGAUUUCUGGGUAUGGAUCUCAUGGGCAUUGCUCACACGCGAUAGAAUUAUUCAACGAAAUGCAGAAAUUGGAGGUAUCACCUGAUGACAUCACUUUCCUUGCCUUGAUCUCAUCUUGCAGUCACUCAGGGUUGGUGGAAGUGGGACAUGGGCUCUUCCACUCCAUGAGUAGGGACCACAAAAUUGUUCCUCGAAUAGAGCAUUAUGCAAACAUGGUCGACCUUUAUGGCCGUGCAGGGCGCUUGGAUGAAGCAUAUAAUUUCAUCGAGAGCAUGCCGAUCAAACCUGAUGAGAGUGUUUGGUUGUGUUUCUUGAGUUCAUGUAGAGCUCAUCGUCAGUUAGAGCUUGGAGAGUUAGCGGCCAAUUGUCUUCUCAAACUAGAUCCAGAAAGAAGCGGAAACUAUGUGCAGCUACUAAAUUUAUAUGGAGAGGCCGGAUUGUGGGAAAAGGCAGCCGAUUUGAGGGCAUUGAUGAAAGAAAGAGGAUUGAAGAAGAGUCCUGGAUAUAGUUGGAUUGAGGUGAAAGAUAGGGUUGAUGUAUUCUCUUCUGGGGAUUCCUCCUCUCCAUGGACGGCAGAAAUCCAUGCUACGUUGAAGAGUCUUAAGAGAAUCAUGGAUGAUGGUUGUCAUGAAAUUGUCUCCAUUUAAGGCCAAAAAGGAAAGCAAAGAAGAGUCCUAGAUGCAGUUGGGCUGAGGUGAAAGAUGGAGCUCAUAUAUUCACACUUCCGGGGAUUCAUCCUCUCCGUGGAUGGAAGAAAUCCAUGCUACAUUGAAGAGUUCCUGGGAGAAUCAUGAAAGAUGGUUAUUAUGGAAAUGUUUAUUUGAGAUCCCAAAACUAGGAAAGGAAGUUUUGA
Magnolia sinica is the source of this 2903-nucleotide messenger RNA. Its product is annotated as pentatricopeptide repeat-containing protein At2g40720-like. Gene Ontology annotation, molecular function: RNA binding; protein binding. The transcript has a single exon. The record is from RefSeq and is a predicted model, not a curated record. Bases 166 to 2697 code for a protein of 843 amino acids. NCBI's taxonomy places the organism in Eukaryota, Viridiplantae, Streptophyta, Magnoliopsida, Magnoliales, Magnoliaceae. Gene Ontology annotation, biological process: RNA modification.